Messenger RNA from Musca vetustissima, 954 nucleotides. Its product is annotated as ubiquitin-conjugating enzyme E2 J2. The record is from RefSeq and is a predicted model, not a curated record. Bases 14 to 886 code for a protein of 290 amino acids. Lineage: Eukaryota; Metazoa; Arthropoda; Insecta; Diptera; Muscidae. The transcript has 4 exons.
UACCACAUGCGCAAUGGAAGUUAAAAAGAUCACCAACUCCUCAUCGUCAUCAUCGGGGCGUAAACAACCGACAGCUGUUUCGCGUAUGAAACAAGAUUAUAUGCGUUUAAAACGAGAUCCAUUGCCAUAUAUAACAGCAGAACCAUUGCCAAAUAAUAUACUAGAAUGGCAUUAUGUUGUAAAGGGCCCAGAAGAUUCACCAUACUAUGGUGGUUAUUAUCAUGGGACGUUGUUGUUUCCCCGAGAAUUCCCAUUUAAGCCGCCUUCAAUAUAUAUGCUUACACCAAAUGGUCGUUUUAAAACAAAUACACGAUUGUGUUUAAGUAUAUCAGAUUUCCAUCCAGACACCUGGAAUCCAACAUGGUGUGUCGGCACAAUAUUAACUGGGCUAUUAAGUUUUAUGUUGGAAAGCACCGCUACCUUAGGCUCCAUUGAAACAACAACAUAUGAAAAACAACAACUAGCCAAAAAAUCACUUGCAUUUAAUUUAAAAAAUCCACAUUUUGUUGAGCUAUUCCCCGAGAUCUGUGAGGAGAUCAACAAGAAAUUGCAAAGUGAAAAGGAGCUGAAAUUGAAGGCCCUCAAUGCUGCCUCGGCCGCCAAUGGUGGUAGUGCUUCGGCCAACGGCAUUAAUGGCAAAACAAAUUUGGCCAAUGGUGGCCUUGCAAAUGGUGGUAGCAUAGGUUUAAAUGGAAUUGCCGCAAAUGGUGGCCUAAAUGGUGAUGCAAAUAAUGCAGGUGCUGCUCAAGCUCAUGCCGAUGCAAAUUCGGGCAAAAGUCUUUCGAAUUCCUAUUUAAAUUGGCAGUCAAAUCUGAUAAUUUUAAUAUGUUUUGCUAUAUUUGCAUUAGUGGUAAAUUAUGUUUUAAAAAAUAUAAAUCAGGAAUAGAAUUUGAAAGUCCAUUGGUGGUUAGCCGAACAAGGUGGGAGGAAUGGAUGGGUUGCAUAUAAAAAUGU